Molecule: messenger RNA, 3181 nt
Organism: Elgaria multicarinata webbii
Lineage: Eukaryota; Metazoa; Chordata; Lepidosauria; Squamata; Anguidae
Gene: PLEKHM3
Product: pleckstrin homology domain containing M3
Exons: 8
Coding region: 353-2671 (772 amino acids)
Source: RefSeq, a predicted model, not a curated record
UGCUGCCGGUGUGUGUUGCCGGUCAUUGCGGAGAGACCAAAAGAAAGACACCCCGUGGGAGGAUAAACACGAAACAUUUUGCCUGUGUGGAGCUCCCGUGAGCCAGGAAAAUCCAGAUUCUGUGGACAGAUUCUGCUGAACAGCCAACAUCUUCCGAUCCGGGCUUAGCAUUUAGAAAUGGAAGCACGAAGACAAUUUGCUCUUCACUGGCACUUUUACAAAUGGAAGUCAACCCCAACUCCUGAGGUCAAAUACCAGGGGCGAUGCUAACCACAUCGAUCCUGCCACUUCCAGGUUCAAGCAUCGCCAGAACCUUUUCGGAGGCAGCAGCUUCUUCCGUGGUUGGGAAUUUAUGUUGUGUCUUGGCAGAAUACCCCCAAAGUUUCAGCUCUUGACUGAAGAUAAAAUGGAGGCCUUAGAAGUUGAUGACAUCAGCCCAGCCUUGGAGGUGACUGAAGACUUCUUCAGUACCUUUGAUGCCAAGCUAGAGAACGUGUCACCGCCAGAGGUAUAUGGGAUUCAGGAAGUUCCCGAACUGGUUGGCCGUGAAGUUUUUAAUAAGAUCACUGCCUGUGGAGACUUGAGGAACCUGACUUCUUUGGGGCAGAACAACCUUGCUUGGGAACCCUGCAAAAAUGGACUCUCGGAAACCAAAGCGCAGACUGCAUUUCCUGCCAAAGAACCAUUCGGAGUGCAGAGAGGGACAGUUCCAGACAACCUCUCCUGGGUGGAACAGAGGGAGGCCUCAACUUUCAACAUCUUCAACAUUUGCCAAAGGAGGAGGAAUCGGCCCCGCUCCGUGAAUGAUAUUAUAGUGCAAAGUGAGGAAGUUGGCACUUUCAAGCCUGGCCAUAACCGGUCACGCUCAGAUAUCAGCCGCAUCGACUGGGGGGUCAUCUUAAGCGGUGCCCCUUCCCAGCAGCUGUCUAAUCAGGGUAACCAGGGCCCUAAGCUUUCAUUCAUGCCAGCUGGAUUCAAAAAGGGAGAAGACAUCCAAGGGAACACUGAACACAAGCCAACAUUCUCAAAUAUCCUGAAGAAAGGGUUCUUAGAAAUUCAGAACAGCCAAGACAGCUACUGGCAGGCUUGUUAUGCAGAACUCUCUCCAUAUGAACUGUACCUGUAUUGGCUUGACCACAGUGGCAACCAGAACCUCCCUACGGUCUAUCUGCUUUUGCAUUUCCAAAGCAUCAAUGUGGAAGCCAGUGUGGUUGAUGCAGUUCUGUUCAAUAACUCGCGUCUACAGCUCAAAGCGGAAUCCCCGUGGGAGGCCUUGGACUGGGGGCAGAAGCUUCGGGGAGCCAUGCAUUCGUCCGUGCCAUCUUUCCUGAGGCCGCAGGGAGACUUGGAGAGCUCACAGAAGUUCGACAAUGAUGAGGGUGUCAUUGCCCAAAACCAUGGUUUACAAAAGGAGCCGACGGACUUUUUCCAAUCAACUUCUUUGACCCCAAGCAUCAAGGACUACCAAAACGUUCUUAAAUCAGGGACUCUUUACAGACUGACCCUCCAAAAUAACUGGAAAGCAUUCCAUUUUGUACUCAGCCAGUCUCUCCUCAUGGCUUUUCAGACUGGCGGGGUUGACGAAGACCCUCUGUGGAGCCACAAUAUUGACAUGUGUCUCUCUGUCCAGACUGAUAUUCUGGAUGAUUGUGACUCUUGCUUUCAGGUGAUCUUUCCUCAAGAUGUGCUUCGCCUGCGGGCAGAGACCCGUCAGAGAGCUCAGGAAUGGAUGGAGGCCUUGAAGGCUGCCUCUAAUGCUGCAAGCUUGGGUCAAAACCUGCAAGUAACGCUGAGAAACAAAGUCCAAGGCCUAGCUUGCGGAAAAGAGCAGAAGAAGGUCAAGCGGCAGUCUGUAACCACCAGCUUUUUGAGCAUCUUAACCACCUUGUCUUUGGAAAGAGGGCUGACUGCCCAGAGUUUCAAGUGCGCAGGUUGUCAGUGCUCCAUAGGCCUAUCUAAUGGCAAAGCAAAGGUGUGCAGCUACAGUGGAUGGUACUAUUGCAACAUCUGUCAUGUGGAUGACAACUUUCUAAUUCCUGCACGGCUCGUUCAUAACUGGGACACUUCAAAAUACAAGGUAUCAAAGCAAGCCAAAGAGUUCCUGGAAUAUGUUUAUGAAGAGCCCCUGAUUGACAUCCAGCAGGAAAAUCCUAUGUUGUACAGACACGUUGAGCCACUGGGAACUGUGGUCCGUCUGAGACAGCAGCUGAAAUCCCUCCGAGCCUAUUUAUUCAGCUGCAGAGCAGCAGUGGCCGAAGACCUGCGAAGGAGAAUUUUCCCCAGGGAGUAUCUUUUUCAGCAGAUCCACCUGUAUUCACUGGCAGACCUCCAACAGGUUAUUGAAGGGAAACUGGCCCCUUUUCUUGGGAAAGUUAUAAAAUUUGCCACCUCCCAUGUCUACAGCUGCAGCCUGUGUAGUCAAAAGGGAUUCGUUUGUGAGAUCUGCAAUAAUGGCGAGAUCCUGUACCCCUUUGAGGACAGUUCUACAAGCAGAUGUGAGAGCUGUGGUGCCGUCUUCCACUCGGAAUGCAAGGUGAAGGCUGUGCCCUGCCCCAGGUGCGUGCGGAGGGAGCUUCAGAUGAAGCAGAAGUCUUUCUGGAGAAGACUCAACAUGGACGAGAGCCUGGAAGAGGCCUGCAACAUGUUUGAACUGUCCUAUCAAAACACAUGACUCGCAGGAAAAAGCUGGAAACCUGAAGAGAUCCCGUUCUCACCGUGAAAUGAAUGCGAGCAAGGCAACAUUGCGCUGCCAGGCAGAAUCCUUUACUGCAAAAAGAUUGGCUGAUGUUCACCUGUCAGUUAUUGAAUAACUGGGGCUGUUCAAGAAGAUCGAAGGCAAAAUUGUAGUCAUGAAGUCUGAGUGGACCAGCUGGUCUCAAGCCAAAUGUAGUUUACUUGAAAUAUUUCUAUUUUCUUUGCAUCUGUUGUCAGAAACAUGUGUAGUUAUUCAGCUUUUAAGUGAUUUUCUUUUUUUGGCAGAAAUAGCAAGGAUGGCACUGCUAUUUGAAUCUCACAGUCGAGGUGCCUAUGGAUUGGAAUUUGUGGGGCUUUUCCCAGCUUAGAAAGAUGUUUUAGUGAACAGCAUUUAAGAACACUUUCCUCCCCUACUGCCAAAAAUUCAACUCAGCUAUAGAUCUGUAUCCAGAUGACUAUAUAAAUGUAUAGCAACCCUUGCACUUUA